AUGUCUUCGAGCGAAAAGAGUCCUUUCUGGGUCGAGUCUGAGGAUUGGCAUACUGCCGGCGAGCCUUUCCGCAUCGUGGACAAGCUGCCACAAGGCUAUCUACCCGAGGCGCAGACCGUAGCCGAUCGUCGUUUCGCAGUCAUCAAAACUCCCGGGCACCCGUUAGAUGAGCUUCGCCAAUCACUAUGCCACGAGCCCCGCGGCCACGCCGAUAUGUACGGGGGCUUCAUCACGCCGCCUGAUGACUCCGGGGCUCAUUUUGGGGUCAUGUUCUGGCAUAAAGACGGAUUUUCGACUGCAUGUGGGCAUGGAACCAUCGCUCUGGGAUACUGGGCUGUUGCGAAAGGUCUCAUCGAAGUACCUAAAGGCGACGGAGCUAUUGAUGUCGUUAUCGAUGUUCCUUCUGGGCGAGUGGUUGCUAGCGUCAGCGUCAAGCAGGGCAAGCCUGUCCAUGCCGACUUUGUCAACGUGUUGAGCUACCAACUUGUCAAGGACCUCGAGGUCCAGAUCCCGUCUCAUGAUGCAACUAUUAAGGUCAACCUGGCCUUUGCUGGUGCCGUCUACGCUACGCUGGAUGCAUCUCAGCUCGGACUUGUGGUUGAGCCUGGCAGCCACCAGGCCUUCAUCAGACUCGGCAGAGAGAUCAAAGCUUCCAUUGGUGAUAAGGCCACCUAUGGCACCUACGAUCUCUAUGGCGUGAUAUUUUACAACGAAGAGGGCGAUGUCAAUAAUGAGGGAGACGAAGUAAAACAGAGAAACGUCACCGUCUUUGCUGAUGGGCAGAUUGAUCGUUCUCCAUGCGGUUCGGGAACCUGCGCGAGACUUGCUGUGCUGCUUGCCCAGGGAAGGAUAGCAUCGGGUCGCUCCAAACUCAUGCACCAGUCCAUCGUUUCCACCCGCUUCCAAGCCGACAUUGUGUCCGAGGAGACAAGUCCUGUGGAAGGCUUCCCUGCCUGUAUCCCUCGCGUCCGGGGACAUGCCAGCCUGGUCGGGCGCAUGAACUUCUACAUCGAUCCUUCUGAUCCGGUUUACCCCGGCUUUCUUCUCCGGUAA
Molecule: messenger RNA, 1053 nt
Organism: Colletotrichum fioriniae
Lineage: Eukaryota; Fungi; Ascomycota; Sordariomycetes; Glomerellales; Glomerellaceae
Molecular function (GO): hydro-lyase activity
Source: RefSeq, a predicted model, not a curated record